AGGAAACAGAGAAUUUAAUGAAGAUCGACAUCAAGCUUUAGUUCUUGGAUUUAACAAGCCAGAUAAUUUUGUUAACCUUCAAGACAAUGAUGAACAGAUCAAUUUAAGUAAAAAAGGUUCUGAAACAAAUGGUCAAGAAGAAGAAGGCAAAGAUGGCCAAAUAUGUUAUUUUGCUUUAUUUGAUGGCCACGGAAGUUCUCAAUGUGCUGAUUAUUUAGUUGCUAAUCUUCAUAAACAGAUUGAAGAUAUUCAAGCUUCUAACGCAGACGAUAUUGUAUCCCAAUGGAGAAAAGUUGGAGGCUAUUUCCGAAGGUUUUUGCCUGCUGCACUGGUUCCAUUAUUAAGUCCCGAGACACUUAAAAUUACUAAUAUACGACAAAAUACAGUUACUUCUGGAGUCAAGUCUUCUAAGGAACCGCCUCCUUCACCAACAUCACAAUUGACACAUCCUGUAUCAGAUGGAUCAACAAAAUUUGAACUUACUCUAGAACAGAGACUUACAUUAGCAUUUUUAAAAACUGAUCUAGAACUUAUGAAUUCCAUUAGUCCGUCAUUUGGUUCUACUGCAUCGAUCGCACUUGUAAAAACAUUAGAUG
This is a messenger RNA of Racocetra persica, 596 nucleotides long. The record is from the annotation of a GenBank genome assembly. NCBI's taxonomy places the organism in Eukaryota, Fungi, Glomeromycota, Glomeromycetes, Diversisporales, Gigasporaceae.